AUGGAGCAGACCAACGACCCGAACUCCUCCAAACUCGGCCUCACCUCUUCCGGGACACAAGCUACCGUCAACUCCCACAGUGCGAAUGACCCCUUCACGCAGACCACCGAUGUCGACAGCGGGACAUUCUUCUUCGAACUCCGCUUCACCCGCGCUGGCUCUGCAGAGGUCCAGAUCAUCCAAAGCAGUGGUCCAAUGACUGACUUCUGGCCUCUCUCCUCACACGUGGGGCAGCCUCUGAGCCAAAAAAUUGAUUUCUGUCCCACUCGGCUCGGCUCUAACUGCAUCCUCCGCCGAAUUAUGGCCGAAAACAUCAACAGCUGUACCCUGGAGCCCGGGAGCGAUCUUCUGUCGGUCUGGGUCGGAGAGCUGCCUGUUCAGGCAAAUACAGCCAAGCUAGCUCAAAGGAAGGUAAGGCUGUUCAAGGGCGCCAUUCGCUCCUCCCGAAUCGUCCUUCAAUCUGUCGACCUUGCUUACAUCUCUCUGACACCCAAUCUCACUCUGAGCCCGCACAUAAUGAACGACACCCAUGCCCGUAAGACUCCUACGCCCCCUCCAACCAUGGCCGAGAUACACCCUGCCAACCCCUCUCCCCGUCCCAACAAGCAGACAGCCAGUGUCGAGGGCGAGAUAUACCUAUACCACCUUCAACUGACCUUUGGCGCGAGGACGGACUCGGAUGUCCAGGUCAUCCAGGUCGAUGGGACGCGAGAGGACUUCCUACAUCUCUGCGAGCACAUAUACUUGCCUCCCGCUCAGAGAGUGCCAGAUGCUUGUCCGUCCGGACUGAACGGCCGAGACUGCGCUUUACGCCGGAUCCUGGCGGACGAGACGCGCAAUAGGACGGUAUUGGGGGAUGGAACGGAGCUGUUAGGGAUGUCUUUCGAGCGCGAGAAGCUUGUCCGGGAUGUUGCAUCGGCGCGUGGGGAGAAGGGGAGAGAGCUCGAGAAUGAGGGAGAGAAAGAGAGGGGAGAGGCGAAGGGAAAGGAGGAAGAGGACGCGAGGCAAGGAGCCGCCGCCGUGAUAGCGGGAAUUUCCGUACUUCGUAUGUCCGCUUUAGCUAGGAUGGCUACUAGGAGGAGAACCCCAGUUGUGUAG
Molecule: messenger RNA, 1098 nt
Organism: Dioszegia hungarica
Lineage: Eukaryota; Fungi; Basidiomycota; Tremellomycetes; Tremellales; Bulleribasidiaceae
Exons: 2
Coding region: 1-1098 (365 amino acids)
Source: RefSeq, a predicted model, not a curated record